Messenger RNA from Chondrus crispus (carragheen), 2565 nucleotides. Its product is annotated as Serine/threonine-protein kinase. The record is from RefSeq and is a predicted model, not a curated record. Gene Ontology annotation, molecular function: protein kinase activity; ATP binding. Gene Ontology annotation, biological process: protein phosphorylation. The transcript has 2 exons. Lineage: Eukaryota; Rhodophyta; Florideophyceae; Gigartinales; Gigartinaceae. The coding region runs from base 1 to 2565 and encodes 854 amino acids.
AUGUCAAAGGAGCACCAGGGCCCCCCCGUCCCAGGCGCGCUCCAGCCGGGCGUCGCACGCGUUGGUAAGUAUCUCAUGCUCGACCUUCUCGGCGAGGGCGCUUUCGGUAAAGUACGACAGGCCGUCGAUGAGAGCUCCGGGAAGCAGUACGCCAUGAAGAUUAUGGCCAAGUCGCACAUAAAGGCGAAUGAGCUCACUCUGCAAGUGCGCCGUGAGAUUGCUGUCAUGAAGGCAAUGCGACAUCCAAACAUUGUUAACUUGCAUGAAGUCCUGACUUCCACGAAAAACUUAUACAUGGUCAUGGACCUUGUCACCGGCGGUGAGCUCUUUGACGCUGUCGCGGAGCAAGGGCGAUUAAGCGAGGCGACCACACGUCUAUACUUUCAACAGCUCGUCGACGGAAUCCACUACUGCCACACGCGACGUGUCUUCCACCGCGAUCUGAAGCCGGAAAACUUGUUGCUGUCCGGGGACAAGCAGACAUUGAAGAUUACCGAUUUCGGCUUGUCUUCAAUAAAAGCGCAGAACGCUUCAUCCGAGCUGCUGCAUACAAUCAUGGGCUCUCCACAUUACAUAGCGCCGGAAAUUAUCACAUCGGCAUCGGAAGGAUACGAGGGCAGCAAAGUCGACGUCUGGGCCGCGGGGAUCAUUCUUUUCGGCAUGCUUGCAGGCUUUUUGCCGUUUGAUGAAGUCGAUACGAAGGCCCUAUACAGAUCCAUUGUCCACAGCCCUAUUCAGUAUCCUCCACAUUUCUCUUACGACGUCAUCAAGCUGUUACGCUCGAUGUUACAAAAAGACCCCAAUAGACGCCCAUCCAUGGAACAGGUCAAAGCUUUUGCCUGGUUCAAAGUGGACUACGAGCCGGCGGUGGUACCGGAAGCAAGUCCCCCCUCGAGCACUGGAGACAAGUCAAGGAAGUCUCGGUCGAAAGCGAAGCGAAGGCACGAGCAAGGGAAGAAAAAUAAGGAGGACAAAGAAACAAGGAGAUCAAGUCUGUCAUCGUCUCAAAAGUCUGCGGAUCGGCCGAGAAGCAUGAAAUCAAUAGAAAGCACCCCGCGUCACAGCCGAGUGGCCUCGAGGCGCUCUUCAGGCCGCUCUUCGGGUCCUACGAGUGAGAAAAGCCGCGAAGGCAGUGUGUCCAGUGAGCAGCUUGUCGAAAAGGAGCAGACAAACCCUCAUGAGGGUGUUCCUUCCCAACAGGAAAUUCUGCCAAUUCAACAAACUCGUGGAAACGAAUCUGAAUCCAGUACACAGGAUCCACUUACUUUAACUGAAGAAGAACCCGUGACGGCACCAGACGAACUGCGGGUAAGAUUCUCUGUACGGACAGACAGCCAGUAUAGAAUCAGUUCAAAAGAUCUCUAUUCGUUCAGCGAGCAACAAACCUCUUCGAAGAACACAAGCGAGGGAAAUAGUCUGGCAAUUGUGCAGAGUGGUCGAAGUGUUGCUUCGGAAGGCGGACCGUGUUCUUGGUUUUCAAUGGCAGGAUCGAGUGCUCAUCAAACGGAAGACAUAUCACCGAAGGCCGAGCGCAACCUAUUCGCACAAGUAGAUGGUGCAAAGGGAGACGACUCAUGUGUAGGACCAGAGCAGAGUGAUGAGACUGGUCUGUUUGACGUGGAUGAUAUACAGACUUCAGAUGAUCCACCGAGUAGCGGCGAUGCCUUGGUCGACGAAUCACCCCACGACUUACCUUCCCCUCUGACUCCUGCAGAUAACAACUUUUCCCCGUUAAACUCUGAAAGCAUUUCUUCGUUCAGAGAAGGGAAAAGACACGGGUCUCUACGAAUCACAGGGAAUGAUAUACCAACGGCUGAGUCCAAAAUGAGUGAGUUUAUCUCCCCGGUGUCUUUACAAUCACAGUCUUCAUUCAGUUCACCACAGACAAGGGAUGCAAAUACGUCAGGGAUGCAGAGCUAUCGUGAGCUGGUGCCGACGCUUUUCCAAUCCGCAAAGUCUUUCGCACCCCUAACCUUGACCAGUCCUAACUCUACGACAACGGACAUGGAUCAGAACAUUAUUGAAGCGGACCAAGCAUUUGCAGACGUCGAACCCGAAGACAAAAGAGAUGCAUCUGCGUCGCUCUUUGCUCUUGAAGAGUCGAGUUUCCAGUCAGCAGAGGAGGAAGAGGAGGAAGAAGAUGCAAUCUUUAAACCAAUGAAAUCGCUGUUUGCGGCCCUUGUCCGACAAAAAUCAGAGACAAAACCAAGCAUUGCCCCAAGUGUUUACUGCCCAGAAGUUGACAAUGAUGCUGAGAAUGGCCCGCAAUGGUGUGUAGAUUCUGUUGAGGUCUUCGCAGAUGUGGAAGUUGAGGACUGCAAUAGGCAGUCAACGGGAAAGACGACACCUAGUCAAAAGCUAUUGGAAAUCUUAAGACAGACUCGAGCCCCACUGGUGGAAACCCCUGGGCUUUCUGAGAAUGCGGCGUCGUUCUCGACCGCAUCGCCGACUCCGAUCUUUGCCCCACUGGACGACAAGCUCGCUCUAAAACUGUCGCCAUCCGCAGAAGACAGUGAGUCGGCCCCAAGGGCGGUUCGAAACUUGCCCGUGCUCAGUCCAGAAUAG